ACCCCACCCCCGGCCCCCGGCCCGGGACCCCCUCCCUCCCGGGAUCCCCCGGGAUUCCCCACCCCUCCCGCAUCGCCGGGGACCCGGCCGGCCUGGCGCGAGUCCCUGCCCGGGACCCUGGCUCGGCCCCCAGCUUGGAGGAGCCCGGAGCCCGCCCCAAGAGCCGGAACCCAGCGGCGGCUGCAGUCGGGAGGGUCCAUGCCUGUGAUUCUCGAUGGAGAGUGAAAGCACAGAUUCAUGAUGAAAACCAGCCCCCGGCGACCACUGAUUCUCAAAAGACGGAGGAGGCUGCCUGUUCAAAAUGCCCCAGGUGAAACAUCAGAAGAGGAGCCAAAGAGGCCCCCUGUUAAACAAGAGCCCGGUCAAGCACAGGCCUCCAUGGAGGGGGCAGAGCCCAACCCUUGCAAGUUUCCAGCUGGGAUCAAAAUCAUUAAUCACCCCACCAUGCCCAAUACCCAAGUGGUGGCUGUCCCCAGCAAUGCCAAUAUCCAGAGCAUCAUCACAGCACUGACUGCCAAAGGGAAAGAGAGUGGCAGCAAUGGACCCAAUAAAUUCAUCCUCAUCAGCUGUGGGGGAGCCCCCACUAACCCUCCAGGAGCCCGACCUGAAGCCCAAGCCAGUAAUGAUCCCAAGAACACAGAAGUGAUUGCUGAGACCCAGGGACCAACGCCUGCAGCGAGGGCUAUGAAUCUCCCUAGACCAGCUGGAGCCCGUCCCAGACAGAGAUGGGAGAGUUGUGGUAUGUGGUCCACAAAGCAAACAGCUGGCGGCGAGGCAGCAGGCGGUACUCUGGACAACAGCUUGACCAACAUCCAGUGGCUUGGGAAAGUGAGUUCUGAUGGACUGAGCAGCAUCAAGCAAGAGAUGGAGGAAAAGGAGAACCAUCACCUAGAGCAGCGUCAGGUUAAGGUUGAGGAGCCUCCAGGAACAUCAGCAUCCUGGCAGGACUCCGUGUCUGAGCGGCCACCGUACUCUUACAUGGCCAUGAUCCAGUUCGCUAUCAACAGCACCGAGAGGAAGCGCAUGACCUUGAAGGACAUCUAUACUUGGAUUGAGGACCACUUCCCCUACUUUAAGCAUAUUGCCAAGCCAGGCUGGAAGAAUUCCAUUCGCCACAACCUUUCUCUCCACGACAUGUUUGUUCGAGAGACGUCUGCCAAUGGCAAGGUGUCCUUUUGGACCAUUCACCCUGGUGCCAAUCGCUACUUGACACUGGACCAGGUGUUUAAGCCACUGGAUGCAGGGUCUCCACAAUCGCCUGAGCACUUGGAAUCACAGCAGCAGAAACGACCCAAUCCUGAGCUCCGCCGGAACAUGACCGUCAAAUCUGAACUCCCACUGGGCACACGGCGGAAGAUGAAGCCGCUGCUCCCACGGGUCAGCUCGUACCUGGUGCCCAUCCAGUUCCCAGUGAACCAGUCCCUGGUGCUGCAGCCCUCGGUAAAGGUGCCUUUGCCCCUGGCAGCUUCCCUCGUAAGCUCAGAGCUUGCCCGCCACAGCAAGCGGGUCCGUAUUGCUCCCAAGGUGCUGCUGGCUGAGGAGGGGGUGGACCCCCUGCCCAUGGCAGGGACAGGGGAAGAGGAGAAGAUCUUGAUUGGAGAGGGGCUGUCUGCUCUGCUUCCUGUUCAGCCCAUCAAGGAGGAAGAGGCCCAGCCUGGGGAGGAAUACCCACACUUGGGGAGACCCAUCAAAGUAGAGAGCCCGCCCUUGGAAGAGUGGCCCUCACCGUGGCCUUCUGUCAAAGAAGAAUUGUCCCAUUCCUGGGAGGAUUCGUCGCACUCCCCCACUCCAAGGCUCAAGUCCCCAGCCCGUUGUGUCUCAGAGAUGCUGGUGAUGAAACGAAGGGAAGGGAGGGAGGUGAGCCGGUCUCGAAGGAAACAGCACCUACUGCCUCCAGGCCUGGAUGAGCCUGAGCUGUUCUCAGCCGGGCGCCCUGGGCCUUCCCGAGGGGCCCCAGAGCUCACCCUCGUGGCAGAGCCCUCUGAGCUCGCCUGCCCACUUGGCCACUCCCAGGAGGAGGGAGGACCUUUUAAGACACCCAUCAAGGAGAUGUUGCCCAUCUCCUCCACCCCGAGCAAAUCUGUCCUCCCCAGGACCCCCGAAUCCUGGAGACUCACACCUCCAGCCAAAGUUGGGGGGCUAGAUUUCAGCCCAGUACAAACCCCCCAGGCUGCCUUUGGCCCCCUGCCUGACUCCCUGGGGCUGAUGGAUCUCAGCACCACCCCACUGAAAAACGUCCCCCUCUUUGACUCACCCCGAGAGCUCCUCAAUUCUGAGCCCUUUGAACUCACCUCUGACCCUUUUGGUAGCUGUUACCCCUCAGAUAGGGAAAUCCCCAAGCCAGGCUCCCCCGAGUCACAGGUUGCCAGCCUUUCAGCCAACCGUUCUCUGACAGAAGGUCUGGUUUUGGACACAAUGAAUGACAGCCUCAGCAAGGUCCUGCUGGACAUCAGCUUCCCUGGCCUGGAGGAGGACCCCCUGGGCCCUGACAUCAGCUGGGCUCAGUUCAUUCCCGAGUGCAGUAGAGACAUGGCCUGACCCUGCCGCUCACAUGUCUGCUCUUUGGAGUGUUCAUGUGGCUGGGCCUCCAGGUCCUCCGAGUGGGGACAGCAGGCAAGGACUGUCCUCUAGCCUCACCUUGUCUGGUUAUGCCAAGGCAGAUGUCACACUGUAGCUGCCACUGGGCCCUCUGCAAGCAGUGAGGCCCUGUGACUGCUCUCUGUGCCACCCUAUACUCCCUAAGAAUAUGAUUCCUCACUCUCCCGACUAGGAGCUGAAAGGUGGGAACAGCAAAAACAAAGCAAACCGUUUGCAUCUACGCCCAGCAGUCUACCACCUUCCCCACUCUUUGCAGGGUGGCCCUUGUAAAUAGUGUAUAUUCUCCAAAUUAUCCUCUAAUUAUAAAUGUAAGCUUAUUUCCUUAGAUCAUUAUUUAGAGACUCCCGGAAGGUGAGUAGGAUGACAAAGGGUUUCAGUUUGCUUCCGAUCCUUGCUUUCAGUUCCUAGGGAAGGGAGGCCAUGCAGUGCACGGUUUCCUCCAGACCCAAGCUACCCGCCUCAAGGGCCCUUUACUGUAGGCACCCAGACAAGAGGACCUGCUUGUCAGGGUCCCUCUGUUUGCCCCUCCCUCCCACCUACCCAUGUUUCCAAGUCUGCUUUCCUGCAAGAAGAAAUCCUGGUAAAAAGGUCUCGUCAUGGGUCAAGAGUUGAACUGAGGGUGGGGGAUGGAUGCAUCUAAAGCAGAGUGGAGGUGCCCAGAUGUGCACCCAUAAGAUGUUUCUCUGAUAAUGUCCCUAAUCAUGCCAGAGAGACUCAUGCUGACGAGAACUUGGCCCGAGGCUGAGAAGACUGAGGGACCCUGACCUGCCCGGCUGCCUUAGCUCACACCUCAGCUUUGCAAAGAGCCACCCUAGACCAUGGCUGACCUCAAGAACACUACAUAACCACCUAACAAUAAAUCCAGGGUGGAA
Manis javanica (Malayan pangolin) is the source of this 3470-nucleotide messenger RNA. It is a transcript of the gene FOXM1, whose product is annotated as forkhead box M1. Gene Ontology annotation, biological process: regulation of transcription by RNA polymerase II; regulation of cell population proliferation; G2/M transition of mitotic cell cycle. Gene Ontology annotation, cellular component: nucleus. NCBI's taxonomy places the organism in Eukaryota, Metazoa, Chordata, Mammalia, Pholidota, Manidae. Gene Ontology annotation, molecular function: RNA polymerase II transcription regulatory region sequence-specific DNA binding; DNA-binding transcription factor activity. The record is from RefSeq and is a predicted model, not a curated record.